GAAAGAAAGGAAAAUGGGCCAGUUUUGUUUCUAGUUUCAACCUACACUGAUGGUGUACCACCACUAACAUGUAAAUGGUUUUGUCAGUGGUUACAUGAAGCAUCCAAUGACUUUAGAGUUAACAAAUCAAUUCUUGCUGGAAUGAAGUAUGCUGUGUUUGGUCUUGGCAAUUCUCUCUAUUCUGAUAAUUAUAAUACAGUUGGCCGGAAUAUAGAUAAGUGGUUACACAAAUUGAGUGCAUCCCGUGUCUUCCCAUUCACUGAAGGUGAUGAAAAUGUUGCACAAAGCAAGCAAGGGAGUCUUAAGCUAGAUUUUGAUUCCUGGAAGAAUGAUAUAAUUAGUAUAUUGGUAUAUUUGUUAAAUGAAAGUGAUGACAAAGAUGCUUCAAGCACUCCUCACUUUGCCGAAGAUUCAGAAAGUGAAAGUGAGGAUGUUGAGAACAGUGAAAGUGAAGAAGAUAAAGAAGAAGAUGAUGUUGUUGAUGUCGAAGAUGUUGGAAAAGCGAUGUCAAAAUAUCCUCUUCAUACAAAGUCAAACAAUGUUAAUGGGGUUUUGGUAAAAAGGAAAUCAACAAAAGCAAAAAGAGAAAUGAUAACACCUGAACUAUCUAAAUCACUUACAAAACAAGGUUAUCGACUUGUUGGUUCACAUUCUGGAGUUAAAUUAUGUCGUUGGACAAAAUCAAUGUUGCGUGGACGUGGAGGAUGUUAUAAACAUACUUUCUAUGGAAUUGAAAGCCACAGGUGCAUGGAGACAACACCAAGUUUAGCUUGUGCAAACAAAUGUGUUUUCUGUUGGCGGCAUCAUUCCAACCCUGUGGGAACAGAAUGGAAAUGGAAAAUGGAUUCACCGGAUAUUGUUGUGAAAGGAGCAGUGAAUAAUCAUUAUGAUAUGAUCAAACAAUUUAAAGGAGUACCUGGUGUUAAACCUGAGAGAUUUGCUGAAGGAUUUUCCAUAAAGCAUUGCGCUCUCUCAUUGGUUGGAGAACCUAUCAUGUACCCAGAGAUCAAUAAAUUUGUUCAACUUUUACAUGAAAAGGGCAUAUCGUCAUUCUUGGUGACCAACGCACAAUUUCCUGAAGCUAUCACCAACUUAAUACCUGUCACUCAACUUUAUGUCAGUGUUGAUGCAGCAACACAAGAAUCACUUAAGAAAAUUGAUCGUCCCUUGUUUAAAGAUUUCUGGCCCAGAUUUAUAAAAAGUUUAAAAGCUUUAUCUGCUAAAGGUCAACGAACUGUUUAUAGACUGACAAUAGUUAAAGCAUGGAACAGUGAUGAGAUUGAAGCUUAUGCUAACCUUGUUUCUCUUGGAAAACCUGAUUUUAUUGAAGUUAAAGGUGUUACAUUUUGUGGAGACAGUAAAUCAAGUGAUGGAUUGACUUUGAAGAAUGUACCUUGGCAUGAAGAAGUUGUUAAUUUUGUUGAUCAACUUGCACAAAUGUUAGAUGGAUAUGAAAUAGCAAGUGAGCAUGAACAUUCAAACUGUGUGCUACUUGCCCAAACCAAGUUUAAAAUAUCAGACGGUGGGUGGAACACUUGGAUCGAUUAUUCACGUUUUCAUGAAUUAUACCAACGCUACCAAGCGACUGGGGAAUGUUUUACUGCUCUUGAUUACAUGAAGAAAACUCCUCCAUGGGCUUUGUUUGGUGCAAAGGAAAGGGGGUUUGAUCCAGUUGAAACUAGAUGGAGACGUAAAGAGAAAGUCACCCAAGGUUGUUAAAAUAAAAAUCAACCACUCCGCAUUGAAGUCGGCAUUUUGUAGUACCCGCCAAAACAAUUUAUUUAAAUAAACUGGAAGCAUUUUGGUAUGUUUUAAACUAACUUUUGUCCUAGUUUUUAUUAUGGUGUAGCGUUGGUCCACCUUUCCAUUAUUUGAACAUCUUAGUUCGCAUGAUCAUGUUAAAAGAAAGCAAUGCUGAACAUGCACAAAAGAAUUAUGUCAGGAUUUAGACGAAACAGUGAUUUAAAGCGCCUAAACACACCCCACGUCACUUUUAUUUUUUAUGGUAAAUUCAUGAAGCGACUGUUUUAUUGAUUCCAAAAAUACUUUGCUUAUUAAAAUUGGUCCAGUAUAGGCGUAGAUAUUCGUCCUCAAACAGUGAUCUCUAGCGCUAUCCUUUUUUUACUACGAGCUUCGUGAUUGUGACGUAGGAACGUACUAGUCACGUGACUGAUUCAUUUGUAAAAGCGAAACCUGUGUUUUUUUUUUGUUCUCUCGUUUUUCGCUAAAAACACUGCCUCUCGCCUUUCUCAGUGUUUCUGAAUGAGAGCGGCCACGCUUCAACAAUUUUGUGACGUGAUUUGUCAUUUGGGUGGUACACUUAAUUUUUUCGCCACGCAACUUUCAAAUCAGUUUUAUGAAUUUCACGGUGUUUGAGCUGGAAUAUCUUUGGUUAUACAGAACCGAUUAAAACAAGUAAGGUGUCGUUGGAAUUAGAAAAACACACUCUAUCUAUUAAAGCGAUGUACAUUUGAGUGUGUUUAGGCCCUUUAAGAGGGAGUGACAUAUUCACAUAUAUGCGGUCUAAUUAAGUGUUUCUUGCCAAACAGUUGUACUCUGGGUUGUUUUGCCCACAACAUUGUUUUACCCAUCAAAUUUUGUCAUACUUUUUCUUUAAAAACGUUUGAUGUCAUAGCUGCGUAACAUAUUCUGCAACACUCACAAAAAAAUUAGAAUAGCUGUCAUUUAUUUGUGAUAUCAUGAAUUUGUACCAUCAUGCUUUUAUUGAUCAACAACUCUCUAAAGUUAAACGACAAAUAAUAAAUCAUGUUAUUGGUA
This is a messenger RNA of Ciona intestinalis (vase tunicate), 2778 nucleotides long. The record is from RefSeq and is a predicted model, not a curated record. NCBI's taxonomy places the organism in Eukaryota, Metazoa, Chordata, Ascidiacea, Phlebobranchia, Cionidae.